AUGGUUCAAGCUGAGUGCUUUAGCAAAGACAUCUUGUCGCUAGAAAAAGGACAAGAAGUACCAAGAAAUAGCAAGUUACGGAGUUUGAAUCCCUUCCUACGCGAUGGUUUAAUACUGGUGGGUGAAAGACUCAACAAUUCAGACAUGGCGGAUAAACGUAAGCACCCUGUGGUAUUGCCUGCCGCUCAUAAAGUAACCAGUAUGAUAUUUGAAAAAUACCAUCUGGAGCUUCUCUAUGAAGGACCUCAACUCUUGUUGUCUGAGGUAAGGCGUUUAUACUGGCCACUGCUAGGUCGAGUAACUGCAAGGUCAGUGGUAUGGCGUUGUGUUCAAUGUACGAAAGCGCAGCCACGUUUUGAUCACCCAAUCAUGGCAGCGUUCCCAAGAGAUCGAGUGCAGUGUACUAGACCCUUCACAGUUACAGGUGUAGAUUUUGCGGGAUCAAUAUAUAUUCGAAGUGGAUUGAGACGCGUGGCAGCUAAGAAGGCUUGGAUUGCAGUAUUUGUUUGCUUUUCCACAAAGGCCAUACAUUUGGAGUUAGUUGACGAUCUUUCGAGUAAGUCCUUUAUAGCGACAUUGUGUUGUUUUAUGUCUAGAAGAGGAAAAUGUGCUAAGAUGUAUAGCGAUAAUGGAACAAAUUUUGUUGGCGCUCAAAAGGAGUUAGUCUCAAUGAUGAAGAAGGCCAGUGUUGACUUAGAGAAAGACGGUAUUGAGUGGCAUUUUAAUCCACCGGCUGUGCCCCAUUUUGGUGGUAUAUGGGAGAGUGCCGUGAAGAGUAUGAAGCAUCACCUGAAAAGAGUUAUAACGGAUCAUAAGCUAACAAACACAGAAAUGCGUACACUACUAUGCCAAAUCGAGGCUUGUCUUAAUUCAAGACCGAUGACCCCCCUAAAUAGCGACCCUUCAGACUUGGCCGUAUUAACCCCAUCUCAUUUCUUGAUUGGUCAAAGGAGUAUUUACCGCAAACUCAAUUCGUGGCAAGUGGACGAGUAA
Molecule: messenger RNA, 993 nt
Organism: Myzus persicae (green peach aphid)
Lineage: Eukaryota; Metazoa; Arthropoda; Insecta; Hemiptera; Aphididae
Exons: 1
Coding region: 1-993 (330 amino acids)
Biological process (GO): DNA integration
Molecular function (GO): nucleic acid binding
Source: RefSeq, a predicted model, not a curated record